AUGGAGUGUCCUGAGAGAGCGGCUCCAAAUCCCUCAGAAAACAAUUCAACAGCAACAGCUCCAGCACCAGAAGUACCAAACUACCAAGAUGCCGAAGUUCCUGUCGCCCAUGACGCCAAAGCCGCCUGCCACCGCGGCACCGAAACUGCCGAAACCGCCGAAACUACCAACGACCAUGGCGCCCAGAUUCCUGGCGACCAUGGCGCCCCAACGGAUGCCGACAGCGGUGCCCAAGCUGCUGCCCAAACCACUGUGGAAAACAUACUAGAAGGGAAAGAAAUGAGUAAAAGCCAGAAUGAACCGCCUAUCGAAGUUGAGAACCAGUUUAUAUUGCGUCUGCCUCCGGAAUAUGCUUCUACUGUCAGGAAGAUAGUACGUUCUGGAAGCAUCACCAUGAAGGAUAAACUAAAAAUUGACUUAUAUCCUGAUGGACGUCGUGCAGUUGUUCAGGUAGAAGAUGUCUCACUAACUGCUAAGCUGGUUGAUUUGCCUUGUGUUAUUGGAAGCCUGAAAACUCUUGAUAAAAAAACCUUUUAUAAAACAGCAGAUAUUUCCCAGAUGCUCGUGUGCACUGCUGAUGGUGAUGGUGAUCUCCACUCUUCUCCAGAAGAAUCAGUGACUCCUACUGAUGUUAAAGGAAUCGAGAAAAAUGAUGGGAAGAAACAGAAAAAAUAUACCUGGAAACAUGGCAUUACUCCACCACUUAAGAAUGUCAGGAAGAGAAGGUUCCGGAAAACAACAAAAAAGCAAAGUGAUAUCAAACAAAUGGAAGAAAUCAGUUUUACUGAGUACAUUGAAUCUCCAGAUGUGGAAAAGGAAGUGAAGAGACUGCUGUGUUCAGAUGCUGAAGCUGUCAGUGCCCGAUGGGAAGUCACUGCUGAAGGUGAAACCAAGGAAAUAGAAAGCCAAGGCUCCAUUCCAGGCUUUGAAUUUUCCUCAGGAAUGACUGGCCACAAGUGGGGUCGUUUCUCAUCAGAAUACGAUGUUCUCCGGGAGUUAUUCCCUGAUUCUAGCAGUAACAGUGAUGACGAGGAGGAGGAGGAGGAGGAGGAAAAGGAGGAGGAGGAAUCUGAAGAUGAGGAUGAGGAUGAGGAAGAAGAGGAGGGAGAGGAGGAGGAGGAGGAAGAGGCUGAGGAGGGCAAGCCUAAGGAUGAAGAUGAAGAUGAUUCUGAAGAGAAUCUGAAAACUUGGCUACAGGCCAAAUUCACUGAACUAGGCCAGUAUGAGGCACUAUUUAGAUACAGUAAGUUUCUGUCUCCAUUAGUCAUGGAAAUUCAGAAGCAGAUUUAUGAUACAGAGAAGACGCUCAAACAGACUCGGGGCAGAAUAAAAAGACAAGAGGAUAUUAUCAGGAGAGUGGAACACUCAACACUCAAGACUCAUUUACAGUUUGUGCUGGAACAGCUUAAAUUACAGGAAAACCAAAAAAGUGAGCAGCUCAUUUCCCUACAGAAACAAUUGAAAUAUGUUCUGGAGAAAUGAGAAGGACCUUCAACCUGGCAUACAAGCCUUGGAUUCACCAUCCAGACUGAAUACUGAAUGAAACUGUAUAUGUAUCUGUUCCUUAAGUUGCCUUAUGUUGAAUCAAUUGUGUUUGUUUCUCUGAGCCUUUUAGCUAGUUAUAAUAUAUUCAAAGUUUGUAGUCACAUAGAAAGGGACAGAGUAUAAAAAUAUAGUAGACUUAAAGUCCCAACUCAACCAUGGGACCUUGGUUCUCUUUAUCAAUUUGAGAAUAACUUCUGUUACUUUUGUUCUGUCACACCAGCAGAAGAUUCAGCCAUGUUUGGCCAAGGCAGAGAGUCUAGCUUGGAAGCUAGUUUGCAUAUGUUUUAGCUUUUCCGUCUCCUAUCUGUUUUAAGUAUUUUCUCCAACAUAGAAAAAAGCAAGUCAUUUCUACUAAGAGCUAGGACCUGCCACAGUGAAUUUAAGUGCCUACCUCGCAGCAGUUAGUACUAGGUUGUGUCAUGUCUCUAUUCACAUAAUAGGGGCUGCUUUCCUGCUCAGGGUGAUUUCUUGCUGCUGCUAUCUUUGUUCUAUUGUUGUGUUUUUGUGAUUGUGGCUGAUUGUUAUUAGCCAGCUAAGGGAGCAGUGAGGCAGAGCAGAGAUGAAGAAACUUUGAGCUGGCAUCCUUAUUCUGAGCCUUCAUUCACAUCCUAACCUCCAUCAGAAAAGGGUAGGGAAAACCAGAUGGCCUGUGAUGCCUGUGAACAACCGUGGUUGGUUUUUUAAAAGCUGUAUUACUAAGAUGUUCUGAACUAUAUUCUUUAAGCAAUAAAUCAGUUCUUUGUUUUAAAUGGAUUGAUGUCACUUCAUUAACUACCCUCAUGAAGAGAGUACUCAUAUCUAAAAGGAAACUCAUGAGACAAACUCU
This is a messenger RNA of Trichechus manatus latirostris (Florida manatee), 2371 nucleotides long. RefSeq names its product TATA-box binding protein associated factor 7 like (gene TAF7L). The record is from RefSeq and is a predicted model, not a curated record. NCBI's taxonomy places the organism in Eukaryota, Metazoa, Chordata, Mammalia, Sirenia, Trichechidae. Gene Ontology annotation, biological process: RNA polymerase II preinitiation complex assembly; transcription initiation at RNA polymerase II promoter. Gene Ontology annotation, cellular component: transcription factor TFIID complex. Bases 1 to 1482 code for a protein of 493 amino acids. The transcript is spliced from 14 exons. Gene Ontology annotation, molecular function: RNA polymerase II general transcription initiation factor activity.